Molecule: messenger RNA, 1872 nt
Organism: Mesitornis unicolor (brown roatelo)
Lineage: Eukaryota; Metazoa; Chordata; Aves; Mesitornithiformes; Mesitornithidae
Product: Fanconi anemia group D2 protein-like
Exons: 18
Biological process (GO): interstrand cross-link repair; homologous chromosome pairing at meiosis; mitotic intra-S DNA damage checkpoint signaling
Cellular component (GO): nucleus; condensed chromosome
Molecular function (GO): DNA polymerase binding
Source: RefSeq, a predicted model, not a curated record
GUUGUAAAUGCCUUCUGCCAGCAGCAGGACGCUGAGAUGAAGGGGAAGGUUUUGACUCGCUUACAGAACAUCACAGAGCUGCAGAAUGUGCUGGCGAAAUGCUUGGCAGCAACUCCUGGCUAUGUCCCACCGCCAGCUACUUUUGAUUCUGAAGCCCUGGAGGCUGUACCAUCUGUUAAUGCUGUUGGUCCAGUGAAAAAAAGGAAUGGAAGGAAAAAAAAGACUGAUGGCAGCAAAGCUGGCUCUGCAGAUCGUUCUCAAGCAGAUGACAGUUCUGAGGGAAACCAGCCUGAUACUGAGCUCUCUGAGCUGGAGAAGACUGCUGCUGAGAGAGAGGCAGGAAAUCCUCUGGCACAGCUGCAGAGCUAUCGCCUGUACUUCCGAGAGCUAGACCUUGAAGUGUUCACUGUACUCCACUGUGGGCUGCUGACAAAGUCUGUCUUGGACACAGAGAUGCAUACGAAGGCUUGUGAGGUUGUCCAGCUGGGGCCUGCUGAACUUUGCUUCCUUCUGGAUGACCUGUGCUGGAAACUGGAACAUGUGCUGACCCCAGGCUCCACAAGGAGAGCGCCCUUUCCAAAGGAAAGAGGCUACAAGGAUAUUGGCUUUUCCCACCUGUGUCAGAGAUCCCCCAAGGAAGUUGCUCUGUGUAUAGUGAAGCUACUAAAGCCACUGUGUAAUCACAUGGAGAACAUGCACAACUACUUCCAGGCAGUUGUUACACAAAAUCAGGGUGUGGAAGAUGACCCCAGAGUGAACAUCCAGGAGCACCAGCUUAUGUCCUCUUGUUACCAACAGCUGUUACUAACUUUUCACUCUCUGUUUGCUUGGAAUGGUUUUUCUCAGCAUGAAAAUGCUGACUUGCUAAGGUCAGCUCUCCAGGUGCUUGCAGACAGGCUAAAGCCAGGAGAGACAGAGUUUCUUCUUCUUGAGGAGCUGAUCAGUGAGAGUUUUCACUACCUACUGAAUUUCCAGCAGAGUGUUCCCAGCUUCCACUGUGCAUUCAUCCUCACUCAGCUCCUGAUUGCCAUUGCUGAAAAACCAAUGGCUGGCUGGAAGAAAGACAAAAUGGCUUCCCUAGCAAAGCAGUUCCUCUGCCGGUCAUGGGUGAAGCCUGGUGGAGACCGAGAGAAGGGCAGCCAGUUCAACAGCGCACUGCAUACUCUGCUCUGUGUCUACCUGGAGCACACAGAUAACAUCCUGAAAGCUAUAGAAGAAAUCUCCAGUGUUGGUGUUCCUGAACUGAUAAACUCUGCCAAAGAUGGAUGUUCUUCUACUUAUCCUACACUAAGCAGGCAGACAUUCCCGGUUUUCUUCCGAGUAAUGAUGGCUCAGCUAGAGAGUUCAGUGAAAAGCAUCCCAGCUGGAAAACCAUCAGACUCAAGUGAGGUGCAACUGGAGAAGCUGCUGCGGUGGAACAUUGCUGUUCGGAAUUUCCACAUCCUCAUUAACUUGGUCAAGGUAUUUGACAGCAGGCCUGUACUCAGCAUCUGUCUGAAGUACGGCCGUCUCUUUGUAGAAGCGUUUCUGAAGCUUGCCAUGCCUCUCCUGGACUACAGCUUUAAAAAGCACAGGGACGAUGUGCAGAGUUUGCUGAAAACCUUGCAGCUGAGUACCAGACAACUUCAUCACAUGUGUGGCCAUUCCAAGAUUCGCCAAGACAUUGGACUGACCAACCACGUGCCUUUGUUGAAGAAGUCACUGGAGCAAUUUGUCUACCGAGUGAAGGCAAUGCUGGCGUUCAACCACUGCCAGGAGGCCUUCUGGGUGGGCAUCCUUAAAAAUCGGGAUCUUCAGGGAGAAGAAAUUUUGACUCAAGCUUCGGACGAGAGGGACUCCGACCAGGCGGACUCCGCAGAAAGUCCCGCUGAG